AUGGGGCACUGCUACUGGCCAGUUAGAUGGCUGCUUCGUCCAUUACUCGACUCUGCCGACACUGUGAAAGGCUCUGCGCGUAUGUGUGCGCUGCGUGAUUCAAACGUACCGAAUCGGCGAAGGAUAAGAGGCAAAUGGAUCGACCCAGGGGUUAAUUUGUUGAGUUUGCAGAAAUGUAGUACGUUGGUGGGCGACGUGCGAUUGAAGUGCAUUUCGGCGCUUCUUCCUCUGCACAGCGAGCCGCGUCUGGCCGUAAAACUGGAGCUGUUCACGAACAAAUUCAAGGAUCGACUUGUCAGUAUGGUUAUGGACAAGGAUUGCGAAGUGGCAGUGCGUGCCUGUCAGCUGCUUACAGCACUGUACCGCAUCUAUCCGGCAGUGCUGACCUUGACAGACUGCGUGCCAGUUUACGAACUCGUAUACUGCAACCAGCGUGCUUUAGCUCAGGCAGCUGGCGAAUUUCAUGGUCGUCAUUUAUGUAUGAUUGUUUGA
Gongylonema pulchrum is the source of this 492-nucleotide messenger RNA. The record is from the annotation of a GenBank genome assembly. NCBI's taxonomy places the organism in Eukaryota, Metazoa, Nematoda, Chromadorea, Rhabditida, Gongylonematidae.